AUGGCGCUGAGUUACGAUUACGACGAGUCCAGCGAGACAUGGCCCUUUUUCCUGCUGACCAUUCUGCUGGUCUCGCUCGUUCCGCUGACCGCGGUCGAGGUUUACCAUCUGGUCUGGGCUCCGUCUGGUGAGGAUUCUCGCGGUGGUAAAGCUGCAGACGGUGGUCAAUUGCUUGCGUCCUUGAACGAUGAGUUCACGGAGAGCGAAAUAGUGCGGUUCCGGAAGAAAUUCCAGCGCAAGAGGAGUGUCUUGUUCAAGAAACGGACGCUGCUUUUGGUGAGUGGGUGGAUUUUGGUUGCGUACUUGGUGCAACGGAUCGGGGCGAGCGACGCCAUCAGGGAGUCUGCCAAGAUCAUGUUCGACCCGUACGAGCUGCUGGGCAUCUCGUCGAGUGCCUCGGACAAAGACAUCAAGUCCGCGUACAGGAAACUGUCGCUGAAAUUCCAUCCGGAUAAACUGCCCAAGGGGCUGUCCGAGGCGGAUAGGGAAGGGCUGGAGGCACAGUACGUACAGAUUACAAAGGCGUACGAGUCUCUCACGGAUGAACUCAUUAGAUUCAACUACUUGACGUACGGGCAUCCAGACGGCCCGCAGUCGGAAACGCACGGGAUCGCGCUGCCCAGCUUCCUUGUCGACGCGACGUCUUCGCCGAUUAUUGUCACACUGUACAUUCUUUCGUUUGUGCUCGUCUUACCAGUGAUUGUAUCCAAAUGGUGGAGCAAGACGCAGUCGUACACCAAGAAGGGGAUCGCCACCAAGACCGCAUCCUAUUUCGUUGAUAGAUUGGUUAACCAUAAACCUUCUGAGAUAGUCACUGUGGCACUGAUUUUGAAAUGGUUGUCCCAUGCGGAGGAAUUUAAACAGUUCUACCCAAAUCUGGACGCAGCCACUUUCGAAAAACUGUUGAACGAUCACCUUAACCGCAGGGAUAGUGGGGACCAGAAUGAAAUCAAGUACAGGAUCGUCGCGAAAUGCCACUCGUUGUUGUACGGCCUACUGGACGUCUCAACAGGGUUCAGAAACGUCGAGGUCGCCACCGUCACGCUAGACACCUUCAAGUGUAUUGUCCAGGCUGUCCCACACGUCACAGACGGUGAAAUAUUACAACUGCCAAACGUGAACAAGGCAGAAUACAAGAAAUCCGAUGCAAAUGUCCACACGUUGGGUAAACUGUUCACUCUGGACGAGACGAAAAUAGGCGGAACUUUAGGCAUAACUGACUCAACGCAUUUGAAACAGGCCAUUCAAGUCGCCUCCAACAUCCCAUUCCUCAGGUUACUGAAGGCAGACUUCAUAGUCCCCGGCGAAGAGUACGUCACUCCGAUGGCCGUUUGCUACAUUUCACUAAAAGUGCUGGUACGGUCCGCAAAGCAUAAAAUCAUCACCACAGAAAAGUUUCCAUCGGAAAGAUUUGAAGAAUCCCAAGAUUUCGAGGAUAUGAAGGACCCAUACGCAAGGGCCUCCAAACAACCAAUCAUGCCGUAUUCCUUUGCACCAAAGUUCCCCGUAAAGAGACGCAACGCAUGGUGCUGUCUAGUGGUCACUCAAAAGGACAACAAGAUCAUACAAUCACCAUUCGUCGUCGAAAGGUUUUCGCUGAAGAACUUAUCCAACGAGUUCGAUAAAUUAAAGGUCAAGGAUCUCGACGCAGAAUUCAACCCAGAAGACUGGGAGAUUGGCACCAUCAAUAUCCCACUGGGUACCCAGGCUCCACCAGCGAACGGCAAGUACUUCUUCAGAGUCAUCGUCAAGUCCACAGACUAUUUCGGGUCCGAUAUCGAUAUAACGAUGACGAUGAACGUCCGCGAUCCUCCUAAACUUGAGGUUGCAGAUGACGUGUACGAUGCGUCGGACUCCGAGAACGACGACGAUGAUGAAAACGACGACGAAUCGGACAGCAAUUACACCGAUAUAGACACAGACACGGAGGUCGAAGAGGAUGCCACAGGCUAA
Molecule: messenger RNA, 1953 nt
Organism: Huiozyma naganishii CBS 8797
Lineage: Eukaryota; Fungi; Ascomycota; Saccharomycetes; Saccharomycetales; Saccharomycetaceae
Gene: SEC63
Product: protein-transporting protein SEC63
Exons: 1
Coding region: 1-1953 (650 amino acids)
Biological process (GO): SRP-dependent cotranslational protein targeting to membrane; post-translational protein targeting to endoplasmic reticulum membrane
Cellular component (GO): Sec62/Sec63 complex
Molecular function (GO): RNA binding; transmembrane protein transporter activity
Source: RefSeq, a predicted model, not a curated record